Molecule: messenger RNA, 345 nt
Organism: Adineta ricciae
Lineage: Eukaryota; Metazoa; Rotifera; Eurotatoria; Adinetida; Adinetidae
Source: the annotation of a GenBank genome assembly
AUGCUCAGUCGAAUUUGUAGAAAUAUAGCGAGAAACUCUUCGGUUUUUACUCAAAAUCUGUCACAUGAAAUUAGUCGAAAUGGUUCCAUGCCUACAACAGCCAUUCUUGUUCAGGCAACGAAUGAAUCUCUACGAAAUGAAACAGAGCAAAAAUGGUUACAAAAUACAUAUCCCGGUUAUCUCUUCAAAUCAAAAGCAAUGGUAACCGACAACGGAAGUUAUUAUGAUCGAAUAACUAUUCAAACAAUAAAUAGACACGAGCAAACAGUUUAUUUUGAUAUCACACAAAAUUUUCAAGUUCCAUUGUUAGAUUUACAACAUUUGUCCAAUGACGAACAGAAAUAA